AUAAAGCUGCAGUUCUACGUGGGAGAGCUACGUGGAAUUGGCAUAUCAGUACAAGAAUUGGUAGGGGAGCGAAACUGAAAAACGCGAGCCGGAUUCUGAAUAUUGCAGUUGAAGUUGCCGAUGCAUCGCUAAACGAAGAUAAUUUUUAGUCCACAAUAUCUAAUUUCAUUGCGGACAAUGACAGAAAAAGUUGAGGAGCAGUUGAGCAUGUUUAAAGAGUGGUUCAGGAAACAGCCACAUUUCCCAAAGAAAAUAGAUGACAUACUCAUAGUAAGGUUCCUGCACAGCUGUUAUUAUGACGUGGAGAACGCAAAGAAGACGGCCAAUAAAUUCUUCGAGAUGAGGGCGACCUGUCCAGAUCUAUUCGCGAACAGAGAUCCCACGGGACCAGAUAUACAAAACGCGAUCCAGUUUAGCAAAAUGGCCCAAUACCCAAUAACGGGAAACAAAUUCCUAUGGAUAUGGCAGAUCGACGAUCCUGGCUUGCAGCGGUACAACGCGACUCAUGAGGCUAAGCUGUCAGCACUGGCGACAGACUGCUGGCUCCUCAUUGAGCAGAACUUGGAAGAAAGUGACAUUGUUUUGGUGGACGCGAAACAUAUGUCCUUUAGAAUACUGAUGAAGCUUAAUUUGUCUUUGUCUAAAGCGCAGGUCAAAUACUAUGAGGAAGCAAUGCCAUUUCGAAUGAAUCAGAUUCACUUCGUGAAUUGUCCACCCAUCUUAAGCAGAAUUUUUUCAAUAUACAAAACUUUCGUUAAACCUGAAGUCACAGAAAGGAUCUGUUUUCAUUUACCGAACUCUGAAACUCUGUUCGAAUAUAUAAAUAAAGACGACCUGCCAAAAGACCUGGGUGGGAAUCGAGAAAGUAUGGAAUAUUUCACCAAGCUCGCCAUUGAACGCAUCAUGAACAAAAGGUAA
Molecule: messenger RNA, 918 nt
Organism: Bombyx mandarina (wild silkworm)
Lineage: Eukaryota; Metazoa; Arthropoda; Insecta; Lepidoptera; Bombycidae
Product: clavesin-2
Cellular component (GO): membrane
Molecular function (GO): phosphatidylinositol bisphosphate binding
Source: RefSeq, a predicted model, not a curated record